AAGAAAAUAAAAAUUUAAUUAAAUUUUACUGAUAAUUGUGAAUUUAAAGAAACAAUUUUAUGAAAGCAACUUCAGAAUUCAUUACUCAAAUGAAGAUAAGACAUUUAACUGCUUAAGGAUAAAUUCGGAAAAUCUAUUGAUUGCUAUCUGUGAUAAUGUCUACAUCGUCAUAUUUAACAAAGCAUACAAGAACAUAUACRGGAGAAAAAUUGUAUCAAUGUGAUAUCUGUGAUAAAAAGUUUUCUACAUCAUCAGAUUUAACAAAACAUACAAGGACACAUACCGGAGAAAAACCAUAUAAAUGUGGUAUCUGUGAUCAAGCUUUUACUCGGAAUACAAGCUUAAAAAAUCAUACAAGAACGCAUACCGGAGAAAAGCCAUAUAAAUGUGAUAUAUGUGAACAAGCUUUUGCUCAAGCACGUUCAUUAAAAAGCCAUAAAAGGACACAUACCAGUGAAAUUCCGUAUAAAUGUGAUAUCUGUGAUAAAUCCUUUUCUCAACCAUAUAAUUUAACAAGGCAUACAAUGAUACACACCGGGAAAAGGCCAUAUAAGUGUGAUAUCUGUGAUCAAUCCUUUUAUCAAGCAAAUCAUUUAACAAGGCAUAUAAGAACACAUACCGGAGAAAAGCCAUAUAAAUGUGAUAUCUGUGAUAAAAAGUUUUAUACAUCAUUAGAAGUAGUAAGACAUACAAUCAUACAUACUGGCGAAAAGCCGUAUAAAUGUAAUAUCUGUGAACAAGCAUUUUCUCAAGCACAUCAUUUAACGGGGCAUACAAGGACACAUACCGGGGAAAAACCGUAUAAAUGUGAUAUUUGUGAUAAAGAUUUUUUUACAUCAUCAGUUUUAAGAACCCAUAAAAUGACACAUAACGAAGAAAAGCUGUACAAAUGUGAUAUCUGUAAUCAAGCCUUUUCUCGUUCAUAUCAAUUAGUAAGGCAUACAAGGAUACAUACCAGUGAAAAGCCUUAUAAAUGUGAUAUGUGUGAUAAGAGAUGUUCUACAUCAUCAGAUUUAACAAAACAUACAAUGACACAUACCGGAGAAAAACUGUAUAAAUGUGAUUAAUGUGAAUAUGUGAUUAGAGGUUUUGUACAUCAUUAGAUUUAACAAUGCAUACAACUAUACAAUGACACAUACCAGAGAAAAGCCAUUUAAAUGUGAUACCU
Messenger RNA from Diuraphis noxia (Russian wheat aphid), 1168 nucleotides. RefSeq lists its product as uncharacterized. Gene Ontology annotation, cellular component: nucleus. Gene Ontology annotation, molecular function: DNA-binding transcription factor activity, RNA polymerase II-specific; RNA polymerase II transcription regulatory region sequence-specific DNA binding. Gene Ontology annotation, biological process: regulation of transcription by RNA polymerase II. NCBI's taxonomy places the organism in Eukaryota, Metazoa, Arthropoda, Insecta, Hemiptera, Aphididae. The record is from RefSeq and is a predicted model, not a curated record.